AUGCAGGGUGAAAUCGGUGAUGGCCAAGAUAUUCUUGUGAGGGUACAUUCCAAAAUGCCUUACAGCGACAUAUUUGGGUCAGCCAGAUGUGAUUGCGGAAACCAGUUGGCACUAGCAAUGAAGCCAAUCGAGGCUACUGGGCAGGGUGUAUUAGUUUAUCUUCGUGGACAAGAAGGUAAAGGGAUUGGUUUAGGCCACAAGCAUCAUGCUUACAACCUUCAAGAUGAUGAACACGACACAGUUGAGGCCAAUGAGGAGCGUGGAUUACCUGUUGGUUCUCGGGAAAACGGCAUCGGGGGCACAAGUAAGGUUUCUUCUGCAAAUUGUUUGAUACCAAGGGAUCUUGGUGUUCAUACAAUGAGGCUGAUGACAAACAAUCCGGCAAAGUAUGUCCGGCUUAAAGGGUACGGUUUGGCCAUUUCCGGCAGGGUACCGUUGUUGACCCCAAUAACUAAAGACAACAAUGGAUGCUAG
Messenger RNA from Hibiscus syriacus, 474 nucleotides. Its product is annotated as bifunctional riboflavin biosynthesis protein RIBA 1, chloroplastic-like. The transcript is spliced from 2 exons. Gene Ontology annotation, cellular component: chloroplast. Bases 1 to 474 code for a protein of 157 amino acids. The record is from RefSeq and is a predicted model, not a curated record. NCBI's taxonomy places the organism in Eukaryota, Viridiplantae, Streptophyta, Magnoliopsida, Malvales, Malvaceae. Gene Ontology annotation, biological process: riboflavin biosynthetic process. Gene Ontology annotation, molecular function: 3,4-dihydroxy-2-butanone-4-phosphate synthase activity.